ACCCAAAUCAAUUUGUAGGGUUUAGGGUUUACUCCAAAUCACAAGUCACAACCAAAACCCUCGAUCUUUCUCUGACGCCGGAAAACCAAAAUGGGGAAGAAGCGAAAACACGUUGAAGUAGAGGCACCGGCGGCGAAGAAAGACGAAACGGCGCCGGAGAGACCUAAACGGACUCUGUUAGGGUGGAAAGAUAAGCCGGAAAACCAACAAGAAUCCACAGGUUUUAGAAACAGAGAGAAGGUUCUAGUCACAUGCUCUCGUCGCAUCAAUUACAGGUAUCGGCAUUUGAUGUUGAAUUUGGUAUCGGUUUUGCCUCACUGCAAAAAGGAUAAUAAGGUUGAGUCUAAGGCUACUAAAGGAGCCACUUUGAAUGAGCUUGUUGAACUUAAAAGCUGUUCUUCCUGUUUGUUCUUUGAGUGCAGGAAACAUAAAGACCUUUACUUGUGGAUGUCCAAGUGCCCAAAUGGUCCAUCUGUAAAGUUUUUAGUGAAUGCAGUUCACACAAUGGAAGAGUUAAAGCUCACGGGAAAUCAUCUUAAAGGUUCUCGUCCCCUUCUCACAUUUUCGUCAAAUUUCGAUAAAGAUCCACACUGGAAACUUUUGAAAGAAAUGAUCACGCAGAUAUUUGGAACUCCAAAGGAACACAGGAAAUCAAAGCCCUAUCAUGAUCAUGUAUUUGUGUUCUCAAUUGUCGAUGACCACAUUUGGUUCCGUAAUUACCAGAUAUCAUGCCCUCAUACUGGAGCAGAUAAAAUUGACCGAGGAGGCCUGGAAAAGAUGACCCUUAUUGAGGUUGGUCCAAGAUUUUGUUUAAAUCCGAUAAAGAUAUUUGGCGGUAGCUUUGGGGGUCCAACGCUGUAUGAGAAUCCAUUUUAUGUUUCGCCAAAUCAGAUACGGUCGUUGGAGAAGAGACAGAAGGCUGGAAAGUAUGCAAAGAAGGUUAAAGCCAAAACAAGAAGAAAAAUGCAUGAGAUGACAAAUCCCCUGGAGACUGAUGAGUUUGCAGACAUGUGGAAGGAAUGAUCCAUCUGUAGCCGAUCUGACCCGCUUGAUCUGUGUGUCGACAUGUCAUUUCUUUCUUCAUCGAGAGUUAAGUUUUUAUAUAUAUGGUUUCAGGAUCGGUCAUGUGUCUCUCUAACCGUCAAAUGUGAUGGUGAAUUUUGAUUAAAAAAUUGUCUAUUUUGUUUUUUUUGUUGCUUUUAUGUUGUAAUGCUUCUAUAUUUACCUAAUGGAUCACCAACAUUUAGAGAAUGCAAAAAUUUGAUUGAUGUGAU
Molecule: messenger RNA, 1274 nt
Organism: Helianthus annuus (common sunflower)
Lineage: Eukaryota; Viridiplantae; Streptophyta; Magnoliopsida; Asterales; Asteraceae
Product: ribosome biogenesis protein BRX1 homolog 2
Exons: 8
Coding region: 91-1023 (310 amino acids)
Biological process (GO): rRNA processing; ribosomal large subunit assembly
Cellular component (GO): nucleolus
Molecular function (GO): rRNA binding
Source: RefSeq, a predicted model, not a curated record